AUGACGAUGAGGAAUUACGACUUCUGCGGGAGCCAGGAGAACGCCUACAAUCCACUGCUCUCAGCACUUUCCGUGGCUCGAACUGCAGGCCCCGUGCGUGUUACUGGGCAGGUGCCUGUCGUCCAUCACGGUGCGUUCCAGCGCUCGACAGCCGCCUGCGCACGCGCCUCUGAGAAGUUGCUCGACAAGAGGCUUGCUAAAGACCUCACCGGCCGCGGGCGUGCCGCUGGAGAAACCCCCUGUGGAUGGUGCCAGACGCCUGGGGGCAAAGACAGACUGGUGGAGCGCGUCACGGUACCGCCUGCGCCUGGGCAUCAACGCCCUGUGACAGAGCGAGGCGCGGUUGAUGCGCUUUCUCUCAGUGCGGGAGAUGCUGCCUCUUCGACUCCAGAUCAGAGUACAGGUGUGAAUCCUUGCAAGAAGCGAACCUGCGCGGGGCGAAGAAGGCGAGCGCAACACGGAAACUCCGACGUGGUCAACAAGAGCUCGACAACACGCGCGAAACGCUCUACAUCCGGGCCAAAGCCCGACAGAACCUCUAAUGAAUUGAAUGCAGUUGAAAAGGUAGAGGCAGCAUUUGCCGACGUUGCGGAGUUUGUUCGAAGCUGCACUGACCUACGCUUCUUCGAUUCGCGGCCAGAUGCACGAGACCUUGGCGCUGAACGCAUUCGUCCAGAUGGCGACGCUUUUUGGAGUGACGAAGUGCGGAAAACAGAUACCCCUCCGGGGCACACUGGGAGGUCAGAAGAUGAGGCUGUUAGUGCGCGGGUCGCAGGCGGGCGACUGUGCCAAUCUGGGAGACCACACACGCAGUCUGGCGAGCUUGCGGGGGGCUUGCCUCAGCCAGUGCAGCAGGCGGUGUCGAAGUUCAAGAAUGCGGCGCGGGGUCUGCUUGGGCUUCAGACGAGGCGACAAGGUGAGGAAGAGAAGCAAAAUGGUUCUGCCGAAGCAAAUGCAGGAGCAGAUCUGCCAGGUGCAGGGGGUGAUGCUGCGGCGACCACUGGAGGACGAAAUACAGGCAAAAGCUGUGUGUGGUUCGACACCACCAAGUACAGGCUGAUGGUGGACCGGCAGGAGCUGAUGAAGGAGCUUGGCGAAUCAUCGAAAGGCAGUUGGACACUGCGAUUCCUGGGCACUGGAGCCAUGCAAGCAUCUGUGACACGCAACACGUCAGCUAUCCUGUUCAACAGAGGGGACGGCGUGUCCUGGCUGUUUGACUGUGGCGGUGGUGCGUCGGCAGCAGUCAUUCCGCCCAUGCCUUCCUCUGCGCUUCGGUCGCGGCUCUCACCCAUGCUGGAAAGGUUGGCUAGCAUUUCGUCGGUGCGUCAAGACCUUCCUGACUUGCAUUCCGACGACGGAGGCGUGCUGACUCUGGGUCCCGCAAAGUGUCUGAACUCCAAGAUGCGCCGACUGCGAGAGCUUGCGCUCCAGCGAAAACAUGCCGCUGUGGAGCGACUGCUUGUGCAGCCUUCAUACGCGGCGGCACUAUCCAUAGCAGCAGCUGCAGUGGCUGACAGAGGCUCUGGCGAGCAAGUGGAUGCUGCUGACUGGCAGGCUGGAGGCGGUCGGGGAAUGCCUACGUCCGCUACCCCUCAAACCGCGAGAAAGAAGCGAGUCAGUCGCAUCGGCAAGAUCUUUGUCACACAUUUGCACGGCGACCACUGUCUCGGCAUACCAUCGCUUCUUUCCCAAGUAGCUGCAGGAGCUAUGAUGCAACGUGAAUCUGCUGAAGGAGACUCCAAGGUUUCGGUUCGCCGCAAGCGCGGGAGAGAGUCCGACGACACAGCGACCGAGCAAGAAAAAAACGCUUCAGGUCCCCCUGAGGGCUACGGGCCUGCCGCAACGAUGAAUAAGGCUCCCUGCGGGAGUCAACCAGAGGGAAGGACAGCCGGGGACAGUUUCGAGGGGAUAGCCUCCCAACACGGCAGCACAGCACACAGUGUUGGCGGUGACGACAUGCCCGUAGUGGAAAUUUUUGGUCCGGAGGGCCUCCGCAACCUGUUGCGCGCAAUCUUCCUGGGAACUCACGUGAGGAGGUGUGCGCCAUACCGGGUUCACGAGCUCAAGGGCGUGCCCUGCCUUCACCAUGGACGUCGAUGUGCUCACGCGGUGCUUCCCACACUUCCUAAAGUCUCUUUCGAAGCAGAGGGAGGAGCUGAUUUGUGGCCAGCUGCAGAUGGCUCCUACGACGUGUUCACUGACUCAGACAUCAGGGUGCUGGCUAUCCCAAUUCGGCAUAACGUGCCUACUGUUGGCUACGUUGUUGAAGAACUCGGGAAGACACGCCGACACCUCAAUGCCGAUGCACUUCAGCCCAUUGUGCAAAGAAACCUUGACGCGCUAGCUGGCUGGCCAGCCCUAAAGGGCCAGCCGAAGGCGGUUUACCAGUUACUCUCCGCGCUUGAACCAGGAGACUCACUCACAUUUCCAGAUGGCACUCGUGUAAACUACGACGAUGCCUUCGAAAAGGAAGCGCAGCACCUCCGCAAGUUUUGCAUCUGCGUGGACACAUGCGACGCUUCGCCUAUUUUACCCUUUGCAAAAGGCUGUGACCUGAUGGUCCACGAGAGCACGCUAAGCGAGGCGGGGCUUACGUCAGAUUUUGGGCUACGUGCGGACGAGAAAUACGAUGCCACUGAUGAUCUUCCUCCUCCCGAUGAAGAUACAUGCAGGACGCGACGCCUCGCACAGCAGAGCAAAACAGAGAUCAACGGUAGCGAAGGUGUUGGAGGGAAUAUCGACAAGAGGGGCCUUGCUAAAAGCAGAGCGGCUGUCAGGACAGGUACUAAGUACAUACCCGACCCGUAUUUCGACGCUAUAGUGAAUUUCUGCAUCACAAUUUCUCGUGUAGCGACAGAAAAAACUGCAGGGAAAGUCGACGGCAGUUCCGAGGAACGCCGUGCCUCUCCAGAUAGCACAACCGGAGCACAACCAUACGUCAGUACGCAGUUCGAUCACUGGAACAGAGCUGACACAUUGGCCUUGCAGGUUCCGGUGUGCAAUUAA
Messenger RNA from Besnoitia besnoiti, 3006 nucleotides. RefSeq lists its product as uncharacterized. The transcript has 11 exons. Bases 1 to 3006 code for a protein of 1001 amino acids. The record is from RefSeq and is a predicted model, not a curated record. Gene Ontology annotation, molecular function: 3'-tRNA processing endoribonuclease activity. Gene Ontology annotation, cellular component: nucleus. Lineage: Eukaryota; Apicomplexa; Conoidasida; Eucoccidiorida; Sarcocystidae.